Paramecium primaurelia is the source of this 567-nucleotide messenger RNA. Lineage: Eukaryota; Ciliophora; Oligohymenophorea; Peniculida; Parameciidae. The record is from the annotation of a GenBank genome assembly.
AUGAAGUAGAAUCAAUAAUGGCUAUGUUAAUAAACUAUCACAGAUCAUACUAGUAGUGUAUAUGGAUUAAGUAUAAAUUAACAAUAGAAUAAAGUGAUUUCAUGUGGAUGUGAUGGAUAAAUAUUAAUAAUAGAACAAUCAUAAUAGGAUUCUAAAUGGAUUGUAAUCUAAAAGAUAAAGGUUGAAACAUAUGGUUAAAGAAUAUGCUUUAUAAAUGAUAAUGUAUUCAUAUUUUAACCAUAUUGUAAAGAAUAAAUGCAUGUUUAUGAAAUGAAUAAUAUUAAUAAAUAGUAUUUAAAGACAAAAGAUAUUAUUGUUAAAGGUGGUACAAUUGAUAAUUGUUUAUUUCCUUAAUAGUAUAUAAAAUCAAAAUGCCUGGUUGUAAAUAGAAAUGGAAAGUAUGUGAAUUUGAUAAGGACAAAGGAAAAUGGAGAGUUUAAAACUGAAUAAUCCAUUGAAUUUGGAAAUUAUAAUUUAUUUGGAUGUAUGAGUGAUGAUGGGUAGUAUUUAAUAACUUGGGAUUAUAGUUCAAAUGAAAUUCAGAUUAGAAAAUACAAUGAAAUAUGA